Lactuca sativa (garden lettuce) is the source of this 2265-nucleotide messenger RNA. RefSeq lists its product as uncharacterized. The record is from RefSeq and is a predicted model, not a curated record. NCBI's taxonomy places the organism in Eukaryota, Viridiplantae, Streptophyta, Magnoliopsida, Asterales, Asteraceae. Gene Ontology annotation, molecular function: protein binding.
ACCCCACACCUUUCUCGAUACCUUCACUUUCUCCAUUCUCGUGUCCCUCCCAUUUCAUCUCAUCUCAUUUCCCUUCCAUUCCACUCCACGCCAAUUCCUCCCUCUUCUUUAGCCCCAAUCCCUAAAUCAAAAUUAUUAUUCACUACAUUUCACGAUGCCUGCCGCCGCUGCACCACCCACACCCGCCGAAACCCUCGACGAAACCACCACCCUUCUAUGCCACCUUCUGCCGGCUUCCCUCUCCAUCAACUCUUUCCCGGGCCGAUGGCAAGUAUUGCGUUCCAAACUUGCAACUCUCAAGUCGCUUCUCUCUGAACUCUCCUAUUCCACUCACUGGUCUGAAAACCAACUCCUUAUAACGCUACUACCCAACCUCCUAUCCACCCUCCGCCGCAUCCAGACCUUAUGCGAUCGGUGCACCGAUUCUACCUACACCGCUGGAAAGUUACUGAUGCAAAGCGAUCUUGAUAUGGCUGCCGGGUGGCUCUCCAAACAGCUUCACGACCUCGAUUUGCUACUUCGCUCCGGCGUUCUUCGUCAGUCCAACGCGAUUGUGCUCUCUCAACCAGCACCUGGCUCUGCUAAAGAAGAUUUGAGUUUGUUUGUUAGAGACCUUUUUACCAGAUUGCAGAUCGGAGGUGUGGAGUUUAAGAGAAAGGCAUUGGAAUCGCUUAUUCAAUUACUUGUUGAAGACGAGAAGGCGGCGACGUUGGUUGCUAAGGAAGGUAACAUCGGUUAUUUGAUUAAUUUAUUUGAUGUGAAUACUCAUCGGGAACAAUCGGUAUCUGCGAUAUCUAUCCUUGCCUGUGCAAGCGAUCAAUCUAGAAAAACGGUUUUCGAGGAGGGUGGACUAGGGCCUUUGUUGAGAAUCGUUGAAUCCGGUUCGCUUCCAUUGAAGGAAAAGGCGUCGAUGGCCGUGGAAGCAAUCACUGCCGAUCCUGAUAAUGCAUGGGCGAUUUCAGCCUACGGCGGUGUUCCGAUACUUCUUGAUGUCUGCAGGUGUGGAUCUUUAACAGCACAAUCUCACGCAAUAGGUGCGAUUAGAAACGUGGCUUCCGUUGAAGAUAUUCGCGCCUCCUUAGGUGAAGAAGCCGCCGUUCCGGUGAUAGUUGGGUUACUGGUAUCAGGUUCCGCCGCCGCGAAAGAGAAAGCGGCCAAUUGCAUCUCCAUCCUCGCAUCAUCGGGCGAGUAUUUUAGGGGUAUGAUAAUUCAAGAGAAAGGUUUGCAAAAGCUGUUACAAUUACUUCACCAAUCUUCAAAUCCAGAUACAAUUGAACACAUAUUACGCGCAAUUCACUCCCUCUCAUCCUCAGAUUCAGUUUCUCGGUUAUUAUCUACGUCAUCUAUCUUCAUAACACAAAUCUCAGGAAUCAUAAAGCAAGGGAAUUUCACUCUCCAACAAAUCUCAGUCUCCAUAUUAGCUAAUCUGUCAAUUAACGACGCUAACAAGCGUGCAAUCGCCGGAUGUAUGGGAUCUCUGGUCAAACUACUGGAAUUUGCAAAACCGGCAGGGUUACAAGAUUCAGCGAUGAAAUCGUUGGUUUCUCUAUUAACAAUAAAACCUAACAGGAAGGAAUUCGUGAAGGACGAAAAGAACAUGAUGAGAUUGGUUCAGAUGUUAGAUCCGACGAACGAAUCGGUCCCAAAAAAAUACCCGGUAGCGAUUGUCCACGCGUUGAUGACCGGAGGCAGCAACGGUUGCCGGAAAAGGCUGGUAGAUGCCGGAGCUCACGGUCAUUUACAAAGUUUAACUGAAAUGAACGUCGCCGGAGCUAAAAAAGCGUCUCAGAGACUCUCCGGCAACCGUCUCAAAAAUAUAUUCAGCCGGACAUGGAGGGAAUAGAAAUAAAGAAAAUAUCUCUAACCCCCGCCAAGAAAAAGGGGCUUGGUUUUGGACUAACUACUGUGUCUUGCUAAAGAAGCCAACAACCAAAAACCUUGCUUUAUAUAUAUAAAAAAAAUCCCCCAAAAAUGAUUUAAUUAUUAUACGAAAGUUACAUAACAACGUACGGAUGCGGAUUUUAGGGAGUGUCCUCGUUUUUUUUUUUUUUUUUUUUAGUAGUGUUUGGUUUGUUAUUAAUUUUUUUAAUGUACAUUAGACUAGAUGAGGCUACUUGUUUUUAGUGUAAUGGCCAAAUCUUGGGUUUAGGAAGUGUGAAUGAGAAUUUGUUGGUGAGUUUGUUUUUAUAUAAAUAUUUAAUUACUCAUAGACUUUGUUGUGUUAUAUGUUGACAAUUGAAAAUUUGGAAGGGUCUUUGUCUUGAA